Gadus chalcogrammus (walleye pollock) is the source of this 1961-nucleotide messenger RNA. RefSeq names its product family with sequence similarity 131 member Bb (gene fam131bb). The record is from RefSeq and is a predicted model, not a curated record. Lineage: Eukaryota; Metazoa; Chordata; Actinopteri; Gadiformes; Gadidae. Bases 142 to 1599 code for a protein of 485 amino acids. The transcript is spliced from 9 exons.
GGGAGAGCACAGGAGAGAGAGAGACACGCCGGACGGAGACACGCUGGAGAGAGAAACUGAGCGAUCUACCAGAGAGAGGGAGAAUGCGCGGUGUCCGGGUAACGCUUCCACGCUUGUUUCCAGGGCCUUUGUGAAUACACCAUGGGAUGCAUCGGCUCCAGGACACUCACGGCAGACGGUGUGCCGGUCCAGAAGGAUGGGGAGCAGCAUGGACGUUCAGAAUUUUCAUGGGAAGGAAUCAAUCUGUCUAUGGAAGACACCACAUCCAUCUUGCCACGGCUGAAGAGGAACUCAAACGCCUAUGGGAUCGGAGCUCUGGCUAAGUCCUCUCUGACAGGUGUGUCAGGCGUGAGUCGCUCCAUGAAGGAGAGGGUGACGAAGCCCACGGCCAUGGCCCAGGGCCGCGUGGCCCACAUGAUCGAGUGGCAGAACUGGGGCAUGCAGACGGUGGGCGCCGGGGGCGUGCCCAUCCCCCGCAUCACCACCCAGGAGCGGGAGAAUGAGCGGCGGCUGGAGAACGACGCCUACAGCGACCUCAGCGAUGGCGAGAAGGAGGCGAGAUUUGCCGCAGGCAUCCUGCAGCAGUUUGCCAUCUCGCAGGCCACCCUGAUGGCAUGGACGUCCAUGGACGGAGAGAGCCUGCGCUCGGGCUCCAACCAGGGCAGUGUGGCCCACCUGAGCGAGGUCAACCAGGAGAGCAUCACCAGCCGAGACCAGAUACUGCACCACUCCUCGGCAGACGUGUGGCCCCACACCUACGUCUCCCAGGGCCUGUACUGCCUCUCCUCCUCCGACGCCUGGGAGCCAAUCAACAACGAGCCCUCCGGCGUGGCCUCUCCGGCCGCCGGCUCCUACGUCAUGGGCGGCGCGACCGAGGGCUUUGACGGACAGACGGCCUCCCAGUACCUGUCCCAGCAGCAGCAGCCUCAGCAGCAGCAGCCCCAGCCGCAGCCUCAGCCGCAGCCUCAGCCUCAGCAGCAGCAGCCUCAGCAGCAGCAGCCUCAGCAGCAGCAGCUCAGCCUCCAGCAGCAGAGUCAGCUCCAUCAGCUGCAGCAGAUCCAACAGAUCCAGCACUACCAGCACCAGCAGCUCCUGCAGUAUCAGCAGCAGCAGUCCCUGGAGCAGCGGCUGCACAGCGCCAACCACUCGCUACAGGCCACCCCCAACAGCACCAUCCACAGCCUGGCCCCGGCCAGCUACCCGCCGCUGGUGGACCUGUGGAACGGGGCGCAGACCGAGGCCUACCAGGUGGAGGGCGGGAGCUACCUGGGCGUGGCCGCCGUGGUGGAGCCCAGCAUGGGGGUCGUCAUGGGCGACGACGUGAUUGGCACGGAACACUCCCCGCUGCUGGAGCAACAGGAGGAGGAGGAGUUUAAGGAGGAGGAGGUGACCUUAUGCAUCGAGUCAGAGACCGCCACGCUAACUCCCCCCACAAGACCAGGAGACGUCUCCUCCAGCGGCAGUAGUCCGGGGCAACCGCCGGUCGAGCCAAUGACGGAGCGGAAGGCGUCGGACGUCAGCCCCGGCUACGCUCAGACUCUGGAGGAGAAGAGCGACGGGCAGCAGGAGGGCUCCUCCCCCUCCAUGUCCGCUAACUGAGUACCGCGCUGCUCUGGGGGAAGGGGGGGGGACUCUAACGGACUGACCCGAACGGACUGACCCGAACGGACUGACCCGGGCGUCAGAAAGGGAAGGAGCGCCAUGACUCAAUACAUAUUCCCAUCAUCCAUCGGCUCCUUUUCAGGGCUCAUCAACACGCGCUGAUCUUUUUGGGGGGUUGUUGUUGUUGUUGUUUUUCCUAAUUUCCUGGCCACUCAGACUAACGCUGUCACCGUGGCGAGGUGGUGAGGUGGCCUCCUAGGGAUCACCGAGGAUGCAACCUAGGACACAAGGAGUCUUCAUAAAGCCUUACAUCCUGUAGGUCACAUAGGAGACUAAGGGAGGGAGGGGGGAGAUAGAGA